Messenger RNA from Pestalotiopsis fici W106-1, 6942 nucleotides. RefSeq lists its product as uncharacterized. The record is from RefSeq and is a predicted model, not a curated record. The transcript is spliced from 4 exons. Lineage: Eukaryota; Fungi; Ascomycota; Sordariomycetes; Amphisphaeriales; Sporocadaceae. Gene Ontology annotation, biological process: secondary metabolite biosynthetic process; fatty acid biosynthetic process. Gene Ontology annotation, molecular function: phosphopantetheine binding; 3-oxoacyl-[acyl-carrier-protein] synthase activity; fatty acid synthase activity. The coding region runs from base 1 to 6942 and encodes 2313 amino acids.
AUGCCUUACGAACCAAGAUUGUUUCUCUUCGGAGACCAGACAUAUGAUAACGAGCCACACCGGAAGGAGUUGAUGCGACACAGGCAGAACCCAGUUCUGGAGGACUUCUUGACCAAGUCAUACGAGGCCAUUCGAAAAGAGAUCUACAACCUACCAGUUGAAGUUAGGACUCGCCUACCGAGGUUUACCUCCUUGGACGACCUGCUCCUGUGGAAGCAAGAUGGCCAACGAGUUAUCGCAUUGGACAUGGCUUUGACCUGCCUGUACCAGCUCAGUGUAUUCAUCAGCCAAGCCGAUUCGUGGGACUUUUACAGUAGAUACUCUGGAGUCAUUGGCCUGUGCACGGGAGCGCUUGCUGCGGCCGCUGUCGUCUGCAGCCGAAACACGCUGGAGCUGGUGCCGAUCGCGGUAGACGCCGUCGUGGUCGCCUUCCGGACAGGCAUGCGCGUAGCCGACAUGGCGCAGCGUCUCGAUCCAUCCGACUCACUGGAUCAGAGCUGGUCCUUUGUUGUGCCCGGUGCUUCCUCCGCCGAAGCGGUGGAAAAGUACCGUGAAAGUACUACUUUACCACUGUCCGCCAGGCCCUACAUUAGCGCCUACUCACCAAAUGGCAUCACUGUUAGCGGCCCUCCCCGCUCUCUAGGCCUCCUGUACAGGUCUCGCGCCUUGGGCUCUCCCGGACUCAAGAGCAUCUCCAUUUUUGGUCCUUACCAUGCUCCUCACCUCUACAGCCAAGAGGAUGUUGACGAUAUCGUGGGGAUCCUCGGCGAAUCCAAUGCUGAAUCAUACAAGAAUCUUAUCCCCAUCUUUUCCAGCGCCGGCUCAUUGGAGAAUGGCACAUUUGGCCAGCUCCUGAAGAACGCCGUGGCCCAUAUCCUGCUGGAGCCUAUCCGCUGGAACAAUGUGAUCGAGACAUUGCAGAACCGCGUCCAGAGUGGCCACCCCGAUUCCUUCAGCAUUGUUCCUAUUGCGACCAAAUCAGACCACCAAUUGAUUUACGCUGCUCUCAGGAAGACGCCGCUGGCCUCCUUGCUGCCCUCAACCUCUACACAAAAUGGUCCCGCCGUUGACAUUGGUGGCGAUGGCGACUAUGCUUCUCCAUCCAAGCCCAAGCUAGCCAUUGUCGGCAUGUCUGGAAGAUUCCCCGGCGCAAAAGACAAUGAGGCAUUCUGGCGCGUUUUACAUGGCGCCAUGGACAUGCACAAGACAGUGCCGCCUCUUCGCUGGCAUGCCGAGAGUCAUGUCGACCCACAGGGAAAGAAGAAGAACACAAGCAAGGUCGCAACGGGGUCGUGGCUAGACGAUCCUGCUAGCUUUGAUGCGCGCUUCUUCAACAUCUCGCCUCGAGAGGCGCCGCAGAUUGAUCCGGCUCAGAGACUUGCUCUGAUGACGGCGUAUGAAGCUGUCGAGCAAGCUGGCAUCGUCCCGGACGCUACUCCGUCUACGAGACGCGACCGUGUGGGUGUCUUCUACGGUGUCACGAGCCAGGAUUGGUUCGAGACGAACAGCGCUCAGAACAUCGAUACCUACUUCAUUCCGGGGGGUAAUAUGGCCUUUAUCCCUGGCCGCAUCAACUACUACUUUAAAUUCAGUGGUCCAAGUUAUGCGGUCAACACGGCAUGCUCUUCCAGUUUGGCGGGCAUCCACCUUGCCUGCAAUUCCUUGUGGAGAGGAGAUAUCGACACGGCCAUUGCCGGAGGGACAAACGUUUUGACGAACCCGGAUAUGACGGCUGGUCUGGACAAGGGACACUUCCUCUCACGAACUGGAAACUGCAAGACUUUUGAUGACACGGCUGACGGAUACUGCCGGGGUGAAGGAGUUGGAACCAUCAUCCUGAAGCGCCUUGACGACGCAAUCGCUGACGAGGAUCCCAUUCUGGGCGUCAUCCUGGGUGCAUACACAAACCACUCGGCCGAGUCCGAGUCAAUCACCCGACCUCACGUGGGUGCUCAGCGCGACAUCUUCAAGAAGGUUCUCAACCAGAGCGCAACCGACCCCUACAGUGUGGGAUACGUGGAGAUGCAUGGAACUGGCACUCAGGCUGGCGAUGCAGGCGAGAUGUCGAGUGUUCUCGAUACUUUUGCUCCUCCUCUUGCGGAUGUGCAGAAGCCCAGAAAUGAGUCCCAAGCGCUCUACUUGGGAUCAGCAAAGGCGAAUAUCGGACAUGGUGAAGCUGCCAGCGGCAUGGCGAGUCUCAUCAAGGUCCUACUCAUGCUUCAAAAGAACACUAUUGUUCCCCACGCUGGCAUCAAGACCAAGAUUAACCACAAAUUUCCCACUGAUAUGGACCAGCGAAAUGUCUUUAUUGCCAUGAAACCAACACCUUGGGAUAGAAGCUCUGACCCGCUCAAGCCGCGCAGAGCGUUUGUGAACAACUUCAGUGCCGCCGGUGGCAACUCUGCCCUGCUUCUCGAGGAUGCGCCUGUCAGGUCGAAGUCUACAAGUGUUGCGGCUGAUAGUCGCUCCCACCACGUUGUAGCUGUGUCAGCAAAGAAUGGUGCCUCUCUACAAGGCAAUCUGAAAUCUCUGCUUGAGUACCUGCAAGAAAUCCCUGAUAUCGAUAUUGGUCAGCUCUCGUAUACCACGACCGCUCGCCGCAUUCACCACCAGCAUCGGGUUAUGUUGACCGGCACAAACACCAAGGAUUUCUGCACCCAGAUCGACGAAGCACUCAAGAAUCAGACAGGCAUGACAAGACCCAAGGGAUCCCCCAAGGUGAUCUUCACAUUCACCGGGCAGGGUGCGCAGUAUCCCGGCAUGGCAAAGGAACUCUUCGAAAGCUUUUCUCUCUUCCGCACCGAGAUGCGUCGCUUGGAUCGCAUUGGACAGAGCCUAGGCUUCCAAUCUAUCUUGCCUUUCAUCGAAUCCACCGAGACGGAUGUCAGCAUCUUUGAUCCCGUGGUUGUUCAGUUGGCCAGUGUUUGCAUGCAGGUCUCGCUCAGCAAGCUUUGGGCAUCGUGGAACACCACACCUCUUGCAGUCGUAGGACACAGUCUUGGUGAAUACGCUGCACUCAACGUUGCUAGCGUUCUCUCUGAUGCUGACAUGGUCUACCUGGUUGGAUCGCGAGCCAAGAUGCUCCAAGAGAGAUGUACCCGCGGUACGCAUUCGAUGCUGGUUGUCAAGGCGUCAACCAAUGAAAUCGCCAAUGUCCUAAAGAAGGAGAAAUAUGAGACUGCUUGCAUCAAUUCUUCACUUGAAACGGUCCUCGCUGGUCUCAACGACGAGAUAGCCAAGUACAAAGAUAUGCUCACUGAUGCCGGAUUGAAGACAACAAUGCUGAAAGUUCCGUAUGCUUUCCACUCAUCCCAGGUGGAUCCAAUUUUGGAUGACUUCCAGGAGCUUGCCAGCGGAGCAACCUUCUACGAGGCCAAGGUGCCAGUCAUUUGCCCAUUGGAUGGUGGCAUUGUUGACGGUUUUGACAAAUUCGGCCCCGAGUACCUGGCUCGUCACACCAGAGAGCCUGUCAAUAUGCAGAGGGCACUGCUCGCUGCCAACAGCCACCAUAUCAUGACUGACCAGAGUACCGUCCUGGAGAUUGGCCCCCACCCUGCUAUCACUGGUAUGGUGAAGGCAGUCCAUGGGAAUAAGAUGACCUGCCUAGCAUCUUUGCAGAGGGGCAGAUCUACUUUACAGGUCUUGACCUCAAAUUUGAAGACUCUCUACAUGGCUGGCGCCAAUAUUCAAUGGUCCGCAUACCACGCUGACUUCAAAGCCUCCCACCAGGUCAUCCCUUUGCCAGCUUAUAGCUGGGAUCUGAAGCCAUACUGGAUUCAAUACGUCAACAAUUGGUCUUUGGCAAAGGGCGAUCGCCCCAAGAACGAUCGCCCCAAGGUGAUCAGCGAGUCUCCGCAGCUAGAGAGCACCACCAUUCACCGGGUCGUUAGAGAGACAGGCGACUUAAAUGAAGCGCACAUGGUGGUUGAGGCAGAUGUCACCCGCAAGGACUUCAGACCAUUGGUCGAGGGCCACGAGGUAGAUGGGAAACCCCUCUGCACUCCAGCUGUCUAUGCAGAGAUUGCUCUGAGCUUGGGCAAUCAUCUGCUCGAGCGUUAUAGCCCAGACAAGAAGCGAAACACCAUCCUCAAUGUAUCGGAUAUGACUAUCCUCAAGGCUCUCAUUUUGCGAGCUGAUGACCCUGAGCAGCGCUUGCAGGCCCAUGCCGAUGCUGACUUCUCUGCUAAGAAGGUUUUUGUCAAAUUCUCAACAUUCGAUCAGCAAAAGAAGCUCCAGGAGCACUCUCACUGCACAGUGCGCUUUACCGAUGGAAGUACACAGGAAAAACUCCAGAAAGAGAUGGCUGAUGUGAAACACAACAUGGAUGUCCUGCGAGCAGGUCUUGUGUCAGGUGACACGGCUCGGUUCAAUCGUGCCAUGGCAUACAGAGCCAUCAGACCGCUUGCUCGAUUCCAUGAUGAAUAUCGAGCCGUGGACGAAAUUGUACUCAACAGCAAGACUUUGGAAUCUUCGAGUCGUCUCAACUUUAGCAAGUUCCAUAAAGAGGGAGAUUUCCACACCCAUCCGGGCUUGCUCGACUCUCUGACCUGGUCGUCUGGAUUUGCUAUGAAUUGCAACGACAACAACGACCUUGAUAGAGAGGUGUUCGUCAACCAUGGAUGGGGUUCAUUUCAGAUGUUUGAACCUCUAAGCUUCUCCAAGGAGUAUACUACUUACUCCCGUAUGGUUGAGGGUAAAGAUCGUUUGUGGCACGGCGAGAUCAUGAUCAUGGAUGGUGAUCGAGUUGUUGCACACUUUGGGCAAUUUGCGAUGCAAGGAGUACCACGACGUCUCCUGAGAAUUAUUCUAUCCGCAGAGAGCAAGGACAAGGCCAAGCCCCACCAGGCACAACCGCAGAAGCCAGCCCAGAAACCAGCCCAGAAGAAGAAUGAGGUCAAUGCACCAGAACUCUCCAAAGCACUGGGCAAUGCCAAGCAGAAGGACCGCGAGCAGCCCAAGGCGCAACCAUCGGGCUCACCUACCGCGGAGCAAGCAUUGGCCAUCAUUGCAGAAGAGAGUGGCCUUGCUAUUGAUGAUCUCACGGACAACACUGUCUUUGGUGAUGCAGGCAUUGACUCCCUUCUUGGACUUACAAUCUCGGCACGAUUUAAGGAGGAGCUCGACAUGGAUCUCGACAUCAAUGCAUUGUUCUACGAAUAUCCUACCGUAGGAGACCUCAAGCGCUUCUUGGCUGGAGGACAAUCUCAACACACCGAGACAGAUGCCUCGACAGGAGAAUCCAGUGAGACAGCGUCCACUCCAGAAACCGACAGCGCAAGUGAAGAGCCCACGGGGGCUACAACUCCCUUUACCGAAGUCAACGUCGAAGAUGCCACAGCAAAAGUCGACUUCGAGCGUGCCCUUGAGAUCAUUUCAGAAGAAAGCGGUGUGGCAGCUGAUGACCUCACUGACGAUACCAACUUUGGUGAUGCUGGAGUCGACUCCCUCCUGUCUCUUGUCAUUGUCAGUCGGUUCCGAGACGAGCUCGGAAUGGAUAUUCAGCACGAGUCACUCUUUCUCGAGUGCCCGACGGUAGCCGACCUGAAGCAGACGCUGGUAGGCACAUCCCAAGAAGACCCCGUGGCGGCCAAAGCUGAAACCACUCCAGCAGUAAGCGUUGUCGAGAAUGACGGGGCGGAAGCUUCUGCGCCGAGCGUACAAGCGCCUCCCGGUCCCGCUCUCGAGCUCUCCGAAUCCGACAAGGCUCGCAAGCACACGAUUGACCAGUAUAUCGAAAAAUACACUGCAGGCUUUUCUGCUCCAGUUCCAAAGUCUCGCAAAGCGACGCCCAAUGACAACGAGAAGGUUGUACUAGUGACAGGUGCUUCGGGCAGCUUAGGCGGUCAUCUCACCUUUAAGUUGGCACACCUCUCCGACGUCAAGACUGUGAUCUGUCUUAAUCGCGAGAACAGAGCUGGGGCAUUUGAGCGCCAGAAGAAAGCCAUGAAGGACAAGGGGGUUCAUUUUCCCGAGGAACUCCUCUCCAAACUGGAAGUGCACCAAGCAGAUACCUCCAAGCCCAUGCUAGGACUCUCCAACGAUGAGUAUCAAAAGCUUGUAGCGUCUGUCACUCAUGUAGUCCACCAGGCGUGGCCCAUGAGCGUAAAGCGUCCAUUGCCCGGCUUCGAGUCACAAUUUUCCGUAAUGAGGAACCUCAUUGAUCUCGCCUGUGCCGUCACGGCACAGAGACAAAAGGGUUUCCGAUUUGGCUUCCAGCUGGUCUCCUCGAUCAGCGUCGUUGGCAACUAUGCCCAGAGCGAGAAGACAUUCAAGGAGGGUAAGAAGACGCUGGUGCCCGAGGACAGGGUGAACGUUGAUGCACUCUUGCCGGUUGGCUAUGCCGAGGCUAAAUGGGGCUGCGAACGUAUGCUUGACGAGACACUACACAAGCAUCCUGACUUGUUCCGCCCCAUGACGGUUCGUCUUGGCCAGAUCGCCGGGUCCAGUGUCAGCGGCUACUGGAACCCUAUGGAACACUUUGGCUUCUUGAUCAAGUCGUCGCAAACUCUCAAUGCCCUGCCUGAUGUUGAUGGAACCGUUUAUUGGACUCCCGUAAAUGAGAUUGCUGGUACAUUGUGCGAUUUGGUUCUGUCGAACCGCGACCCCCACCCCGUGUACCACAUUGAGAACCCUGUAGGCCAGCCGUGGCCUAAAGUGAACACAAUCAUUGCCGACGCUCUGGGUAUUCCCAAGUCAAACAUGAUACCCCUAGAGGAAUGGACUCAACGAGUCAAGGAUGCACCGCAGCGCGACAAUCCGGCCUCGACACUAGCAGACUUUUUGGGUAGCAAUUACAAACGCAUGUCUUGUGGCGGUCUUGUCCUGGAUGCGCAAAAAACACUUGAACACUCGCAAACUCUAGCUGCAGUUGGCCCGGUCAGCGAGGAGGUUAUUCGGAAGUACAUCUAUGUCUGGAAGACGAUCGGUUUCCUGAAGAAGUGA